AUGUCUGAAGAAGAUAUUACCAUCUGCACCGACGAUGAUACAGAGUUUUGGGAAGGUCAAUAUAGGGAUGGUUUAAAAAAUUUACUUAUUAUUCUAUUAUGUAUAUUGUGCAGUACGUUAACUACGUAUCUUAUAAAUAAUCCUUAUGGUAGCUAUAUUCCAAUCAUAUUAAUAGCCAUCUUUGAAUGGCAUAGAUCCUAUACACGACAGACACGUUCAUAUCUUGGUUUAUGUAGAUUAUUAUUAUAUUUAUUAGUUAUUAGUUUAUGGGUUGUAUUUAUAUUAAGACUGACUAUUCAAAGCAUUGGUUUACUAUUAGGUUAUCAUCAUAUACCAAUGGGACAAGUUCAACACUUAUUUCCAUAUGCAUUAAUAUUUACUACAUUUGCUAGAAAUAAACAUGAUAUGUCUUUACAUGAUAAAAGACGUUAUAUUAUACAUUUAUUAUAUGACUUACCAGCAUUUUUAUUAGUAAUAAUUUUCAAGUUAUUGAAUCAUCCAUUAAACUCAUUGUAUAGUCAAAUUACGACAAAUUGUUAUUUAGGUUGUUUACCUACUGCUGCUGAUGUAAAAAUGUUGAAUAAUAUUGGAAUUCAAUGUGUUGUAAAUAUGUGUGCCGAAUAUAGGGGUCCACGUGAAACAUAUAAAAAAUAUAAUAUGAAACAGUUGCAUUUACCAACCAUAGAUUGUACCGCACCAUCACUAAAGACAAUAGAAAAAGCAAUCAAGUUUAUGAAUGAAGCAUAUACAAAUAAUAAAAAAAUAUUUGUUCAUUGUAAAGCUGGUAUGGGAAGAAGUGCAACCAUUGUGUUAUGCUAUUUGGUUGCCAAUGAAAAUAUGUUACCAGAAGAUGCAUUAAAAUUAUUGAAAGAAAAAAGACCUGAAAUAACAACUAGUAUUAUCAAAUAUGCACCUGUGAAACAAUUUUUAGCUUCAUUGAAAAGAAAUAAAGCACAAUAG
Molecule: messenger RNA, 960 nt
Organism: Rotaria sp. Silwood1
Lineage: Eukaryota; Metazoa; Rotifera; Eurotatoria; Philodinida; Philodinidae
Source: the annotation of a GenBank genome assembly